Messenger RNA from Rubroshorea leprosula, 1402 nucleotides. The record is from the annotation of a GenBank genome assembly. NCBI's taxonomy places the organism in Eukaryota, Viridiplantae, Streptophyta, Magnoliopsida, Malvales, Dipterocarpaceae.
AUUCACCAACUUAAUAUUAACAAUGCCUUUCUUAAUGGCAAUUUGGAUGAAGAGUUGUUUAUGCAACAACCUACUGGAUUUGUUGAUGAAACUUUUCCUCAUCAUAUAUGCCCUUUAAAGAAGUCUCUGUGUGGCUUGAAACAGGCUCCCUGUGCUUGGUUUCGUGAAUUGAAGGGAUAUUUGCUUUCUCAAGGACUUCAAUGUUCCCGAUCUGACACCUCUCUUUUCAUACUUUGGCAAUAUGGUAUUAUUGUUUAUUUUCUCAUCUAUGUGGAUGAUAUUCUGAUCACUGGCAAUUCCUUACCAUUCAUUGACAAGUUGAUUCUUAAUCUUGGUGCCCGUUUUUCUUUGAAGGAUCUUGGUAAUUUACAUCUCUUUUUAGGCAUUGAAGCUAUUCAUACCCCAGUAGGGAUAUUUCUCACCCAACAUCGAUACAUUACAGAAAUUCUACAUCGUGCCAAAAUGUCUGACGCCAUUGCCUUUGCUUCCCCUGUGGCUUCCUCCUGCUCUCUUCAGCAAGGUCCUAGAAAGACUCUCACUGAUCUUACUGUCUAUUAGCAAAUUGUUGGUGCACUACAAUAUUUGUCCCUCACUCAUCCAAACAUAUCCUUUUCGAUAAGCCACCUGUCUUAGUUUCUUCACUACCCCGUAGAAUUUUACUGGCAAGCUGUCAAAUGUGUUUUGUGCUACCUUAAAAGGAGCUUGCAUCGUGGUUUACUUCUUACUCCCCAAACUAAACUCUCCUUGCAUGGUUUCUUUGAUUCUGAUUGGGUUGGGGAUUGCGAUUCUUAUAUUUCAACCACUAGGUAUGUUAUCUUUCUUAGCUCAAAUCCAAUCUCUUGAAAGGCUACCAAGCAGCGUGUUGUUGCCAGAAGCUCCACUGAGGCAAAAUAUCAUGCUCUUGAUGUUGCUUCCUCUGAGAUGGUAUGGAUUAAACAUUUGCUAACUGAACUUGGUGUUUCCCACAUUAGCUCCCCCACCUUGUAUUGUGACAAUCUUGGUGCUACCUAUUUAAGUAGUAGUCCAGUUAUGCACUUGCAUAUGAAACACAUUGUCAUUGGCUUGCAUUUCGUUCGGGAGUCACUAGACAAACAAGUUCUUCAUGUGGCUCACAUUUCUUCUAAAGAUCAACUUACAGAUGGCUUUACCAAACCUCUGCCUACUACCUGAUUUUUACAACUAUGGUCCAAGAUUGGAGUCGUUGAUGGCUCCUCCAUCUUGCGGGGGCGUAAGGAAAGUGCUAUUUGAUAUAAUUCUCUUAUUAUUAGAGAAAUAUAUAAUCUUUGAUUAUGGACUCUGUAAAUAGAAACUAGUUUUUCUAUUUCCUUGCUUAUGUAUCUUGGCCAAUACUCUACUGCUGUAUCUAUAUGUGAUCAAUUGUUAAUAAUAUUAUUAUUCAAUU